Molecule: messenger RNA, 9161 nt
Organism: Pangasianodon hypophthalmus (striped catfish)
Lineage: Eukaryota; Metazoa; Chordata; Actinopteri; Siluriformes; Pangasiidae
Product: BBX high mobility group box domain containing
Exons: 17
Coding region: 1777-4425 (882 amino acids)
Biological process (GO): regulation of transcription by RNA polymerase II
Cellular component (GO): nucleus
Molecular function (GO): DNA-binding transcription factor activity, RNA polymerase II-specific; RNA polymerase II transcription regulatory region sequence-specific DNA binding
Source: RefSeq, a predicted model, not a curated record
CUCAUACAACACCCAGGAAGCAUUACUCUCUCUCUGUCUCUGUCUCUGUGUGUCUCUCUCUCUCUCUCUCUCACACACACACACACACACUCUCACAGGCUUGGUGGUCUGCUGCCUACAUGCAAUUUAGCUAUCUGUCAGCCUCAAAUGCGAAAAGUUGACGCUAGGCCGACAUGAUGAUGCUGUUAUUUAAUAAGUAUAGCUAGGCCAGUCUACACAAAGCUCUGGACAUCCACAUACACACACACAGAGAAACACACACUACUCCAUGCACUUAGUGGGGACGCGGUUAAGGGGGAGGGCUGGAGAAAAACAUGCAGAGAAAAAACUGUUCGACUGAACCGAAAGUACUGCUCCAGCACCUCGUUUCUCCUCAUCCAGACUCGUUCAGACGAUUUACACACUGUUUCUCUUCACUUUUUGUCGACUUCGAGGUCAGACUGCAGCGUUCACGCCGACGUCCAUCCGGUUCAAAGCAGCAGGCGCUUGAAGUGUGUGUGUGUGUGUGUGUGAGUGAGUGUGUGUGAGUGAGUGUGAGCUCUAGUCUACUGUACGGCCAGUGCAGAAGGAUGUGUCAGUAAGUUUAAGGUGGACGGAGGUUGGAAUGACAAGGCCUUGGUGUUUGGGCUCGCCUUCAUGGGGUAAGUUUCCGUUUUUCGACGCCGUCAUGACAGAAAACUCGGAUGUAUUUUCCUGCUAAACAGCGUCAGUGCGGAUUUAUUGGCAGCUCGCGGCGAUUCGCUGCGAAAUUUCGUGUCAGUUUGUUGCACCGUGCGGCGCGAGACAGCUUCGCGACUUAACACCAUUUCCUCCAGCCGCUUCAGUGAUAGACACAUCGCGUUUGCUGUUUGGUCACUCAAGAGCACAAAAAAUCGCAAUUAGAGCAAGCGUGAGAUGUGAACUCGACCGUGCAGAAGAAGCACACGGACGACAUGUACGACACAAGCCGAGAAGCAGCUUAUUUACUCUCAUCAGAGCCACAGAACGGGGCACUUCCCCUCAUCUCGCCAGCUUCCACAAAAAUACCGGCGAGCACGCGUGUCCUAAUCGUCAAAACGGCCAAUCUGGCAAAAAGUUUGAGUUAGAAAAGUGGCAGGAUGUCGAGGCAGAAGUGAGCAGGGGCUUUUACUCGAGAUCUGCUCAUGACACGUUCGUUGAGCGGAGCAGCAGUUCGCAUCAGUGAGCUAAGCUAGCUAGCGAGCUACUUUUAGUCGCUCUAACUCAGUUGCACAGAGCUGUCGAGGCCGCCUUGGCACAAAACUCUUCCCUCAAAACUCCUUUUAAGUAGCAAAACCACCCAAGUGCUGGCGGGAUCUCGCAGUUAUGUCUCUGAGAGAUUUCCCCGACAGGAGUUUGACAGGAGUGAGAUUUCUGCUUCGAUUUCCCUAAAGCAAGAUGGACUCUCUCUGGCUUGUCUGUCUUGUCAGACCCCAGAACGACAUUUUGCACCGAGAUGUAAAACUGAGCACGCUUUGACUAGGGCUCAGUCGGCCUCAGUAAUGCCUCAGAUGGGGGAAAUCUAGCAAAUAUGGGUGAUAUGAGGGGCUUUUUGAUGUACUUCUGGGUUGAUAGGCUGAUCUCGAGGGCACUUGGCUUGCACCGGUGUCUACCUGCAAAACUAAACACUGGUUCAUCGUCCGGUUUAUCCAAUCAUCCAAUCAUCCAAUCACACAGCGAGCGGGUCACCAUCAUCGCAUGUCACAGCCUGACUGACAGCUCCAUCUUCAUCUUUCAAAUCCAGCAUUUCCAUAGUCUGUGAUUAAGGUCAGCAGCAGCAUGAAGGGCGGAGGAGGGGGGAAGGAGGUUCCGGUGGAGGGAGAGGUGAGCGGCAAGCAGCGGCCCAAACGCAAGUGCCUGCAGUGGCACCCGCUGCUUUCCAAGAAGAAGGCCCUGGACUUCUCAGAGGAAGAGGAAGAGGAGGAUGAGGAAGAGCUGGAGAAGGUUCCAGUGGAGUGCCCUGAGCGCAGCGGUCAGGCUCCUGAGUGUGUGGCGAUGGACGAUGAUGGUGAAGAAGACUCUUCAGAGCAGCGUGCUCGCCGGCCCAUGAAUGCCUUCCUGCUCUUCUGCAAGCGGCACCGCUCACUGGUGCGCCAGGAACACCCGAGACUGGACAACCGCGGAGCCACCAAGAUCCUGGCAGACUGGUGGGCCUUGCUGGAGCCCAGUGAGAAGCAGAAAUACACCGACAUGGCCAAGGAGUAUAAAGAUGCCUUUAUGAAAGCAAACCCAGGCUAUAAGUGGUGUCCUGCCACCAGCAAGCCGGUGAAGAGUCCCACUCAUGCAGUGAGUAAUGUGCGUAAGAAGGCCUGGUCUCUGCCCUCCAACAACACCAAGGACAUCACUGUUGCCAAAAAAGUGCCCAAAACAGACAGCACACCACAGCUAAACUUCGCCAUGGCAGAUCCGACUAAGAUGGGUGGCCUGAGCAUGCUGCUGCUAGCUGGGGAGCACGCCUUGACUGCCAGAGAGAUCUCGUCUAGUAGUUCACAGAGCGGAGUUGCAGAUGUUGCAAAGCAUACUGGGAAAUCUGCCCUUUUCCAGUUGGCUGAGAUUUCCUCCUGUCCACCCGAGCUUGUUCAAGGGUGUAAAAACUCAGAGUGUCGAAGCGCAGCAGCCCCCCAGACAGAGGUAUGUGGCCUUUCUCAGCCCAACUCGCCAGAUUUACCCAGCAGCUGCAUGCGGUCUCCUCUCUUCCAGCUGGCGGAGAUAUCAUCUAGUGGCUCUCAGGCUUCAGUAUCUGAGGUGAAGCAGUGCGGUCAGUCUGCUCUUUUUCAACUUGCUGAGAUGUGUUUAGCCUCUGAAGCAGAAAAACUGGAGGCCCUCUCCUCCCAACCAGCCAUGGACUCAUCCUCUCUCUGCGCCCAGGACACUGCUCCUGACACAUCGCCCACCAUGGACCUUCCCACGCCGACACCACCCUCAUCCUCCCCAAUUUCCUGUAAGAAGAAGAAGAAGCUAAACGAUGUGGCAAAAGGUGAGAAAAGCUCUGGCUCGCCCAAGAAACCCUGCAAGAAGCGUUCUUCAUCUGGCUCAGACCUUGAGAGCUUGAUGUACACUAUUGAGGCGGUGGCUAAAGGAGCCUGGGGCUCAGAGGAGAUGGAGACAACCAGGAAGCGAGCACGUCCUUCAGGCAGUCCGGCGGAUCAGCGUUCAACAGCAGAGAAGAAAAAGACCAAACCCAAAGCCAAGAAACAGCUCAGGACCAAGGAGGAAGAAGAGGAGAAGGCAGAAGGAGAGGACUGCAAGCCACUGGAGACAGAAGGGUCUCUGCUUAGCCAUGAAGCAGAGCUCAAAACCGAGUGCAAGAAGGAAGAGGACAUUAAAGUGGACAGUGUGGAGGAGUCAGAGCCGCAGAUCUCUACAGAAGAGCAAAACAAAGGUGUAGAUCCGGGCUCCCCACUGCCAAUCAAAGGAGAAGAGAGGGACCUGGAAGUUAAGCCAGUUGUAAUUCAAACAGAAGAGAAAGACAUCGAGCCCAAACCUGAAGCCUGUGGAUCCCGGAAAUCAGAGAGAAGCUGUAAGGGAGCGCUCUACAAAACUCUGGUGUCUGAAGGAAUGCUGACAUCACUGCGGGCCAAUGUCGACAGAGGAAAGAGAGGCUCCAUGCGUGGCACUGUGUCCGAGUCUGAGAUAGGAUGGACAGAUGAAAGCUGUAAUUUCAGUCAACCUGCUGCCAGCAACCCCAAAAAACUGAAAAAGUCCAAAUCCAAAGAUGAGCCAGUGCCAGGCAAUUUAGGAAAGCUGGAAGAGGAGUUUGAGAAGAAGUUUAACAGCCUGCCCCAGUACAGUCCGCUAACGUUUGACAAAAAGAGCACAGCUGUCACCAAAAGGAAGAAAGCCAGUGUACCCAACCCUCUGGAAAAUCCUACGCCUAAUAAGGGUCCAUCCCCAUCUCAGAAAAAGACUUUAUUCCACAAGAUUGUUAGCAAGUACAAGCACAAAAAGGAAAAGGCUGGAACUUUGGACAAAGCCGUAGCACAGCCUGACCCAGCGGCCAGUGACACAGGCACAGUGAAGUCAGACUCCUCAUGUGUUUCUCUCUCUACUGAGACCCGUAAGAUGGGUGAUGUGCCUGUGGGCAGCCAGAAGAGGAAAGCCAGAAAAAGCAAAAUCACGCACUUGGUGCGCACGGCCGACGGGCGACUAUCACCCGCUGAGGCGGACAAAGUGAAGGAGCUGACCCAGGAUCAGGAUGGAAAGCCAUUAACUCAUGAGACUUUAUGCAACACACAGAGCUGCUCUACUGACCCCGGAUCAGCCGAGUCUGGCAGCCUGCCGGCCUUCUUCAGCCUAGCAGCCCUCGCCGAGGUCGCUGCCAUGGAGAACAUGCAUCGAGGCCAGCGAGCGGUGAGCAUGGCUGCUGAAGGUCAGGUGAAGGACAUGGCUCCUCAGACUCCUGUGCUGAUCUCUUGCGCUGAUCAGUGAAGGUGUAGACCUCAUCUGCGAGUGGAAUUUUUGGGACAUAUCCGAGAGCUUUGUGCUGGGGAAUAUAUAAUACAUAGACAGAGAGAGCGAGAGAGAGAGCUUGGAGCAAGCAGAGGUGGAAGAGGAGGAAGAUGCAUUACUACGUUACUAUGGAGGCUUCAACACACACACUAGAGAUCAUGUAGAGGUGUGGCCUGGCUUCCUCCAUUUGCCCUAGACAUUCAGAAACGGGAGAUGGCUGCUGUUUUAAAGUAAACUUUUUUUUGUAUAUGAGAAAAUGGACCUAAGGAAGCUCUCUUCUUUUAAUUUUGUUUUCAGUUUCAACCCUGCAUAAAACCCCACUCUGACUCUCUAUCUGUUAGAGAAAAAUCUUGUGGCUUCCUGCACACCUUCCUGCCCAGAAGCAAACAGACAUACACUGCAUACUGUGUGUGUGUAAUUUUGCUCUACAGCCCCCAUACCUCACAGCCAGCCUGAUUAUAUGCCCAAGUCCCUCUCAGCGCAGGCUUCACCUUGACAAUGCACAAUUAAUGCCUAGAUGCCUCUUUUCUGGUCAAUGACCCGUUUUGGACACAGUGCAAGCAUACAUGUCUGCUUCUCUCACACAAGCAGCCUGAGUGAGACUGCAAAAGUGCACGUUUGUGAUCCAAAGCAAACAAGUUACUAAGUGACUGAACACUGACCUGGUCAGAAGCCAUUCUCUUUUUCCUUGCGCUCUAACAGCUCCCCGUUACUGUACUGGGCACCCUUCCACUCUCACGUGCACAGCUAUAGAGAUGAAUAGAUUUUUUUAGAGCAGUAUACUUGAAUGAUACAAUGCAUUUUAUGUCAAUACUUGACCUUCCUGCAAUGUGUGUGUGUGUGUGUAUAUAUGUCUGUAUGUGAGCGCCUGUGUGUGUGAGUAGCAUCCCGAUAGCUACUCCAAAAGAGUGCGUGUGUGCUUGUGUGUAUUGGUGUGUGCGUAUGUGGCGUCUUGAUAGCUAAUCCAAAAGAGUGCUACUAGUUUCCUAAGGUAGUUUCGUAACAGACACUGCACUAAUUUUUAGCUAUAUUACACUAGAUGGCAGUUUAUUAUUUGCUAGAUGGGCUUAGAUUAUUUAUAUAUAUAUAUAUAUAUAUAUAUAUAUAUAUAUAUAUAUAUAUAUAUAUAUAUAUAUCUCCUAAUCUGGUACUUAAUAACCUGACACCUCAGUGUGGAUCAGACUUUUUAGGCAAUUUUUUUUUCCUCUCAGCUUUUUUGAUUUUCUACCAUCCGCACUGAACGCGUAUGUAAUUAAUUUCUGGGACGAGGUGACAGUGUUAAUUUUGAUGCACCUCGUUCCCCAUCAUGUGCCAGCAGAAGUCAAAUGCAGUUUCUUACAUGGCGUUUGGCUUUUCUGCUGCUUCUGUCCAUUCCUGUGAGUUUGCAAUGGAAGAGAAAGGAAGACAGUAGAGAAUCAAGUAGAGAAAGUAGCGAAUCAGUUCUUUCUCAAACUCUUACAGCAUAGUGCACACAGCACUGAGGAUCUUACACGGCUGAUGAUAUGCUCCUGGCCCAACACGCACUGUUUUGUAUAUCCAAGAAACCAUCAUAGAUCCUUUCUAUCAACCCCACUGUGCGAAUAAAAGUUUGCAUAGAUUCCUGGAAAAAACUUCUGAUUCUGCUUUCAGAAGGCUCAUCUCUCAGGCUAAAUGAAGGAAAGCUCAAGCCUGACUACACGAUGAAUAAACCUCCACUAGACACCUCCACCGUCACAAUGACUGAUGCUUUUUUUUUUCCUCCAUCACCUACAUUUUCCUGCAAAUCACGUCUGUGAAGUUCAGAUUUUAUAAGUAAUAUGUUUUUUUAGAAACUGUAGUAUGAUGUAUUUGAUCUCUUUUUUUUUUUUUUUUUUCCCUUAAAUGUGUAGUGUGCUUUUUGUAUGAUCUUAUAAGCCUCACCAUGAGGCCAGUUCUACUGGAUGAAGAUUAUUGUCAGAAACUCAUACAAAUAUAUAUAUAUAUAAUAAUAAUAAUAAUAAUAAGCCAAUGAGCACUGAGAAAUAAUGCACCGCUUCUAGAGGAAAUAGUCCCUGCUUUGUUGGGAAUGCACAUGUUAGGCAGCCUGCGUUGCCAUGUUUAACUAUCGUCUAAUGAGCACAGUGAGAUGUGUGUACCUGUGAGAGUCUGAAUGUCCCCCUGCUCUCCACAGGUAGUCAGAGCCAAGGGAUUUAACCUCAUUGUGUUUGAACAGAAAGGGUUAACAGGCUCAAAUGACCGCCUAAUCGGCAUGUCGAGAAGCUGGGAGGAAUAUUGACCUGUAAUGGCCAAUAGAGAUAAGGCAAUUUCUCUUGAUCAGGACAUUACAGAGUGAUAUUCACUGUGGUGUUAAGAAGUUUGAGGUUUUUGGUAAAUCUCAAGCAUGUCUGUUUAUGAACAGAUUGUGAUUGUCAGAAGCAUACCUUAUAGGUGGUCUUUGAGGAAAUGAUGAGUUGUUACAACUGCUAAUGUGAUGAGAAAUACUCCGGCUGAUCAGUAUCUCAACCUCCAAUGAGUUUAAACAAUUUCUAAAUGUUUGUCUUAGAUCAACUUUCGCUAAGAGAUGUCUUCCCAAGUGUUUUGUGCACAUCCAGGGUUGCGGCAAACGAGUUCUUCCCAUCAUGUAUCUGCUAUAAAGGAAGAAAUUGUACAUUAUAAACUGUACUAUAAACUGAGUUGCUGUUUAUAGAUAAGUGUAACUAAUAAACUGGCAACAUUGUGUCUACAAAUAUGGAUACAUACAGCAGGGGUGGACAAAUAGCUAACCGACUGGACAAGUAAACGCUUUAGUGUGCUGCUCAGUCCCAUGUUUUGGUUGCGCAGAAACCUUAUUUCCCAGGUAGAGGACGACUCGGCCAUAAUCGUUUGUGCCCCUGACCAGAAGAAAGCAAGUCGUUCUGGUGUUUUCUUUUCACAUCACACAAACGAUAUUUAUCAAAUCUGGUUAGUUAUGACAACUUUAUGCUGCAUUUUAUUUUGCUUGGUUUUAUUAGUAUAUCCGCAUACCUGCGUUUUUCCAGCUUACUGAAAAGGUUGUGUACCAUCUUGUGCACACUAGAAAAUCUCACUAAUAAAAGCCUAGAUGUGUAGUACAGCAGGCAGAGCAGAUUCAGAAUGAGCAGUAUGCACUAUGAUUAUAGCAUCAAGGUGGGUUGCACCACCAUUAAGCUCAUUUUAUUUAAAUGUAUAACAAAUAAAAACUUUCUCUGGUUGAAUGAGAGAAGAAAAAAAAAAAAAGAUGGUGACUGCUAGCCUGUUGAGCCAGCUUGUCUGCGGGGCAGUGAUGAAUAAAAACUCGCCCGGACGUGUAAUCUUCUUGUCCUGGGCGUCGAGCUUGUUGAUUUGUCCACCUCUGAUACACUGAGUUGACAGUUCAUUAGGUAUACUGCGAGUGUAACUAAUAAACUGCCAACUUAUAAACUGUAUAUGCUAAUAACUAAAAAGUGGGUUGUUUUUUUUUUCCAGACAUUUGCCAAAGACAAGGAAGCGCUGUCUCUUUAAGUAAUUUAAUGGUGGGUAAGGACAAACCAGGAAAGUUAAUUCUAGUCAGUGAGUCUGUCUUCAGGUAAUAAAUGCAUAAAUGCAUUAUAUUAGCACAAUUAAUUCUAUAUUUCUGAUGGAUUUCCUCAGCCUUUACUUGCAGGUUGGCAUGGUGUACAAAGUGUUUUUAAAAUGCCUAUUUUAGAAAAACUAUAUUUGCACCUUAAACCCAAACCAAAAUGUCAUACUCUGAAUGAUUUCCCUCCUUUCAUGGCUAUGACCCCUUUCAUGAAUAUUUGCUCUGAUUAGUCAGCCCUCUGUAUCUCAAGACACAUUAUCGCAUUGAAAAAACUGGCAUUAUACAAUAAUGCAUUGAAUGAUGAUGCACUUCUGCAAACAUCCUUGCAUGAUUCAUAGAUGAGGUUUGAUCCUUUUCCCAAAGCCUCCAUUAAAUGUCAUUCCCCUGUUUUUUCUAAGUACUGUAGAAGAUGCCUCUAUAAAUCUCGAGUUCCUAUAAUAGCUGUAAAGCUUAUGGUAUAAUACCCUUUUGUGCUAGAAUUGUCUCUUGAAUGUAAUGGAUUUUGUACCUGUAUUUUUCUAAUUCCAAUUUCAGUCUUUCUGUACAUGACAGCUUUGUAUGGAGGAGUUUGCUCCCAACUGCGAUACGAUUUAUAUCAAAUUCCAGUCAUCACUGUAACCCUGAUCUGGAGCUCUAUGAAGAGCUUCAUAGCCUCAUCACUGCAUCAUCUCUCUGGUCAAAUAAUUUAAUACUUUAAGGAUAUUAGAAACAUCAUCCCAUAAUCAGACAUCCAAUUAUAUUUGAUGAGGAAAUAAAAAACGGAGAAAUUGAUGGCAAACAUUGUUGCCAAACCCUCUGUUUAAAGUUUAUUUAUUUCUCUUUCCAACUCAUCAGAGUCUUAAAAACCUGGAUUAUGCAUCCAUUUGAAAUGGCCAUCUUCUGUUGUGUACAAGAAUGUAUGUCCACUGGCUUUUGAAGCAGUCUUGUUGAAGGGUUACCUUUCCGUGUCCUCAAAUGAGUUUGUACAACGUGUGCUUGAUCUAAUUAGUGUCACUCGUACUGUAUGACGCCAUGCUUGUUACAGCCCUGUUGUCAAUGCAGCCUUGCCUUAUUGAAACCCUUGCAUAGAAAAAGGGUCCCUUUGCCAUUACCCUUCUCAACGAGUCCUACGUCAUAACACUGUCUGCUGACGCAAAUGUUAUUCCUUUAACACCUAUUAAAGUAACAUAUAGACAUACAA